UGUUGUUGAUUUUUGUUCUCCUUUUGUAUCUCUCUUUUGUCCGGUUCCACCUUCUCCUCCAUUUUACGUGCGUGUAGCGCCACCAGACAGAUCCCAGCACCAGUCCAUUAUUCAGAGAGGUUCCUUGCAUUCCAAACUGUCAGUUUCAGAAAUACGUUCUCCAUCUCACAUGAGUAAUCUGAAUCGCUCGGCGUCUCUCUGCUACCAUGAGCGCACCGAGUCCAUCUCGUCCAACAUCAGUGGGAGCAACAACCAACUUAAUGUCGUCGCGAGUUCCCAGAACCUCUCAGACUUCAGUGUUCGUGCCCUUACAGAUCUCCAGUAUGUCAAGAUCACACGCCUCCAGUACCAAAACGGUCUCAUGGCCUCCCGCCUGGAGAGCUGCCCCCAAUCCCCCGAUGGGAGCCCCCCCAAGCCGGACCCCUCCUUGCCCGACAAGGGGAGCCCCCUCUCCAGCAACGAGAUGAUUGGCCUCUUGAACGAAAAGAACUGCCAGCAGAAUCAAAAGACGAACCACAAUCCUUCUGACAACGUGGUCUGACCCCGGCCUUCCGGGCGGUUGGGCCUUCGGUCCAGCUGGCUUUAUUUUUCCCCCUUUUCCCAAAGACAUGAAGAAGUGCUCGCCGAAGACCUCGAUUGUGCCGUCUCAUCAACCUCAGGUAGCAGCUUCCACCUGCGCUCUCUUGGCACACUCUUUCCGGCUCGCCUGCCCUGUUUUUUUUAUUUUUUUUUUAUUUUCCAGCUAGGACAGCCUUGGAAAGCAACAGCCCAGCCACCUAUUCUAAGGUGAGUGCUGGGUCACCUGCAGAAUUCUUCGUUCUUUCCUGUCUGCAUCCAAGCGAGCUGGAUUAGCAGGACGAGCAGAUUUUCUCUUCCCUGCGCUGGUUUUUAACUCAGCCGAGCGGAAGGCACGAAGCCAGG
Molecule: messenger RNA, 921 nt
Organism: Pseudonaja textilis
Lineage: Eukaryota; Metazoa; Chordata; Lepidosauria; Squamata; Elapidae
Source: RefSeq, a predicted model, not a curated record